AUGGUGGCUGCCAUGACACAGCAAAGCACCGCUAUGAUGCAGCAGCACGAAGCAUCCAUGCAGCGACAGGCAGCGUCGUUGGAGCAGCAACAACUUGUGAUGCAGCAGAUGGAGGCUACUAGGGCAGCUGUUGAGGAUGCCUAUCGGCAGCAUAUGGAGUUCAACGGGAAGACUAGCCCAAAUGCAGUCGAUCAGUGGCUGAAGGACCUGGAGAGAAUCUUCGAUGCGAAGAUGUGCCCAAUAGAUAACAGGUUGGCUUUCACCGUCUAUAUGUUGACCGGGGAAGCUGAACAUUGGUGGAUGAGCAUGAAGUCCAUCAUGGAGGAGAGAGGAGAACCCGUGACUUGGGAGGCCUUCCGAGGAAAGUUCCUCUCUGAGUAUUUCCCCGACAGCGUCAGAUAUGCCAAGGAGGUGGAAUUCCUCCAGCUUACACAGGGAGGGAAGUCAGUGGCUGACUAUGCUGAGAAGUUCAAGCACCUCAACCGCUUCUAUACCUUGCCGCUCGACGAGGAGUGGAGAUGCCAAAAAUUUGAGAACGACCUCAGGGGAGAUAUUCGCUUGAUGGCCAAAGUAAUAGAGAAGAUGAAGAAUGAGGUAGAGGGUCAGCGGCCUCAACAGCCUCAAAGGAUUGGUGGACCAUCUGGGUCCAAACCCAGACAUGACGAGCGGAGGAGACCAUACGACAGACCUCACCAUCAGCAUCAGGGGUCUAGGGGUCCUCCUCCCCUGCAGGGUCGAGUUUAG
Molecule: messenger RNA, 744 nt
Organism: Vigna unguiculata (cowpea)
Lineage: Eukaryota; Viridiplantae; Streptophyta; Magnoliopsida; Fabales; Fabaceae
Source: RefSeq, a predicted model, not a curated record